AUGAAGUUGGUCGAAAGUUUACCUUGCGUUUUUCAGCGUCUGCAACAAUAUUACUGUCUCCCUCUGAAGAGCAAGCAUUCUCCUCACGCCCUUGUCACGAAAAUGCAAAGUCAGACAGUGUCACAGCCUGCAAGUGAUGGUACACCCCAGCACAAUUUAUUAGUGAUCGAGCAGGAAACAUGGCACCAGCGCUCACUUGCCUUGCGUCUUGCAUGCAACCAGCCGAUCACGUUUCGUCUGAUGCUCCAAGACACACGGCUCCAUGUUUCAGGACUCAAAAGGGACAUAGAAUACCCCCCCGUCCACACACAUGUGUUAAUCGACAAUACAGGGCAGAGACGGAAAGCAGUCGCCGCAAAGGAUUCGGUCGGCACAGAGCAACGAAGGAUCCGGCUUUUGAUGGAGAAAAAUAAACAGGGUUGGUUGACACCCACGUGGGAAAAGGUUGGGCAAGAAGACAAAAUGGUCUUUGGUUCGUGGUUUGUGCCAUUUCCAAAAUUUGGAAUAUUGUACUUGGACUCCGUUGGUUUGGCUGGAGGGCGAAUGUGGUCAGAGGGCGUGACGCAGCGUAAAAUGCUCGGGUGA
Pochonia chlamydosporia 170 is the source of this 585-nucleotide messenger RNA. RefSeq lists its product as hypothetical. The record is from RefSeq and is a predicted model, not a curated record. Lineage: Eukaryota; Fungi; Ascomycota; Sordariomycetes; Hypocreales; Clavicipitaceae. The coding region runs from base 1 to 585 and encodes 194 amino acids. The transcript has a single exon.